Molecule: messenger RNA, 648 nt
Organism: Durusdinium trenchii
Lineage: Eukaryota; Dinophyceae; Suessiales; Symbiodiniaceae
Source: the annotation of a GenBank genome assembly
AUGACCCGGAACCGCCCACACCACCGCGCCUGGCUGGGCAUCACCGGGCCGAAGCGCCGGUUCCGCGCCGCGCCUAGGCAGUUGUUUGAAUCCGUGGGCCGCAACGUGGUUCCUUUGGCCCAUGCGGUCACGCGUCCAGCCUCCCUCAUUUUCUUGCUCUUCCUGACCUGCUCGUUGCUGGCCACCUUCCAUGCCUAUUUUGUUUUUCCCUUGCAUCAGGAGACUUCCUUGGAUACCGUCCUUGAUCGCCUCAUCGACAUGUUCCGAUUGGAAAUGUUGAGUGACUUCGACCUGGAUGAGCUGCUCCUCGACCGACUUCGCGACGCCGCACCGGCUUCGUUGUCCCAGACACGACCUGAUCCCAAAGAUGACGCGCGUGGCAGGCAGUAUCAAGGAAUCCGGGUGGGCUUUGUCUUGAUCAGCCUCAGCCUGUCGGUGGUGGCGAUGAAUACUUACAUCGGUCUCCUGGGGGAGCUAUAUACUGAAGCCGUGCAGAAGAAGAAUCAGAUCUACAACAACUAUUUGGCCACGGUCCUUUGGCCCCACUUGUCGAUGCCACUUGGACCGUCGAUCACGUCGAGUCCGGCAUACGUAGUCCGCCAGGCACGCUCGGUCCUAACUGAUGCCGGAGAAUCGCUGCGUCGGUGA